GGUCGUCCAGCCACCCCACGGGGUGGCGCCUUGCUGAGCUGGUCCUCCUCGCAGGUGGGGCAGGAGCCCCCCAGUGCCCUGAGCCCCGGCCCCUGGAGGAGCCAUGACCGAGUACAAGCUUGUAGUGGUGGGCGCAGGAGGUGUGGGGAAGAGCGCCCUGACCAUCCAGCUGAUCCAGAACCACUUUGUGGACGAGUAUGAUCCCACCAUAGAGGACUCAUACCGGAAGCAGGUGGUCAUCGAUGGGGAGACGUGCCUGCUGGACAUCUUGGACACAGCGGGCCAGGAGGAGUAUAGUGCCAUGCGGGACCAGUACAUGCGCACUGGGGAGGGCUUCCUCUGUGUAUUCGCCAUCAAUAACACCAAGUCUUUUGAGGACAUUCAUCAAUACAGGGAGCAGAUCAAGCGGGUAAAGGACUCAGAUGAUGUGCCCAUGGUGCUGGUGGGGAAUAAGUGUGACCUGGCUGCACGCACUGUGGAAUCUCGACAGGCCCAAGACCUUGCCCGCAGUUAUGGCAUUCCCUACAUUGAGACAUCAGCCAAGACCCGGCAGGGUGUAGAAGAUGCCUUCUAUACGCUGGUGCGUGAGAUUCGGCAGCACAAACUGCGGAAGCUGAACCCACCAGAUGAGAGUGGGCCCGGCUGUAUGAGCUGCAAGUGUGUGCUGUCCUGAUCCAGUUCCUGUUUCUCCUUUGUUCUGGAAACAAGUAUGAGAUGUGUCCCCAAGGCUCUGUUUGAAUGAAGAAAGAAGAAGACGCACAGUGCAGUUCACUGAGGCCUGACUCAUGGACAGGCAUGUGCCUGGGCUGGGCAGCAGCGAGAAGAGCAACCUCAGCUUGGGAUCAAAGGAGGAGAGAUGUGUAUAUACAUGUGGUUUGUGAGGACACAAAUGACCCCAUCCAAGCAGAAUGCACCCAGUCUGUCUCAAGCUAAUAUCAAAGCCAGGCACAUUCCUGGGAUCAGUGCUCAGUUGUGAGGCCAAAUGCUGCUCUGAUGGUUGUGCUGUUUAGGGUUUCUUGGGAAACUGGACCAGGGUCAUUCAGGGGCAGUCACAACAGUUAUGACCCAACAUGGUAGUGGUCAUGCUGGGCUGAGUCACCACACCUUUUUCUGCCUUCAACUUGUGUUAUAUGAACUGUUUUUUGUGUUCUAUU
Messenger RNA from Fukomys damarensis (Damara mole-rat), 1154 nucleotides. It is a transcript of the gene Hras, whose product is annotated as HRas proto-oncogene, GTPase. The transcript has 5 exons. The record is from RefSeq and is a predicted model, not a curated record. Lineage: Eukaryota; Metazoa; Chordata; Mammalia; Rodentia; Bathyergidae. Gene Ontology annotation, molecular function: GTP binding; GTPase activity; GDP binding. Bases 104 to 673 code for a protein of 189 amino acids. Gene Ontology annotation, biological process: Ras protein signal transduction; cellular senescence. Gene Ontology annotation, cellular component: plasma membrane.